Molecule: messenger RNA, 507 nt
Organism: Lycium barbarum (goji berry)
Lineage: Eukaryota; Viridiplantae; Streptophyta; Magnoliopsida; Solanales; Solanaceae
Exons: 1
Coding region: 1-507 (168 amino acids)
Biological process (GO): DNA integration
Molecular function (GO): nucleic acid binding
Source: RefSeq, a predicted model, not a curated record
AUGCUAAUUUCAUACAUCCACCACCGGAAGUGUUGCACUCGACUGUUGCUUCGUGGCCAUUUGAAGCUUGGGGUUUUGGAUGUUUUUAGGCCAUUGCCAAAGUGUUCUGGUGGACAUUUAUAUAUUCUUGCUGUAAUUGAUAAAUUCUCGAAAUGGGCAAAAGUUGUUUCUCUUAAAGAAGUAAAGAAGGAGAAUGUGGCAAACUUCAUCCGAGGCAAUAUUAUCUAUUGUGUCGGCAUUCCUCGAUAUAUAUUGAAAGACAAUGGUAUGCCAUUUGAUAACAAGUGGAUGACUAAGAUUUGUUACCUUUUUGGCUUCAAGCAAUAUAAUUCCUCUAAGUAUUAUGUUGCUGCCAAUGGCCUUGCUGAAGCAUUUAAUAAGACAAUCUGCAACUUGUUGAAGAAAGUAGUCUCCAAAUCGAAGAUAUAUUGGCAUGAAAGAAUGGAGGAAGCUCUUUGGGCAUACAGGACCACCUAUUGCACGCCAACGCAAGCGACUCCUUAUUAG